Molecule: messenger RNA, 3043 nt
Organism: Phytophthora infestans T30-4
Lineage: Eukaryota; Oomycota; Peronosporomycetes; Peronosporales; Peronosporaceae
Product: AP-2 complex subunit alpha, putative
Exons: 1
Coding region: 1-2964 (987 amino acids)
Biological process (GO): clathrin-dependent endocytosis; intracellular protein transport
Cellular component (GO): AP-2 adaptor complex; membrane coat
Molecular function (GO): clathrin-cargo adaptor activity
Source: RefSeq, a predicted model, not a curated record
AUGGCCAUGUUCAGUGCCCGCGGGCUCAACAACUUUAUCAGUGAGCUGCGCGCGUGCACGUCGCGUGAGGAAGAGCAGAAGCGCGUGGACAAGGAGCUGGGCAAGAUUCGACAGAAGUUUACGCAGACCGCGAGCAAUUCGGGUCUCGGAAGUGGCGGCCCGGCACUGCAGUCGUACGACCGCAAGAAGUACGCGUGGAAGCUCAUCUACAUCUACAUGUUGGGCUACGACGUGGACUUUGGCCAUGUGCAGAUCAUCAGUCUCGUGUCCGGGUCCAAAUACUCGGAAAAGUGUCUGGGCUACUUGGGCUGCUCCAUCUUGUUGAAGGCCUCGGACGAGCUCAUGACGCUCGUCAUCAACUCGAUCCGCAACGACCUCAAGUCGCGCGAGGCCAGUUCUCAGUGUCUCGCCUUGUGCUGCGUGGCCAACCUGGGCGGCGCCGACCUCAGCGAGACCAUGGGGCCCGACGUGGCCGGGUUGCUAACCAGCUCGGCCAGUAUCGCUCACGUCCGCAAGAAAGCGGCGCUGUGCGCGCGUCGCCUGCUACCGGACAACCCAGAGCUGUUGCCGGUCGAAGACAUGGAGAACCGGUUGAAUGAUCUCGUGGGCGAGACCCAUUUGGGAGUCGUCACGUCGGCCGCGGGUCUGUUGCAGACGUCACUGUCGCUCCACCCGACGGCCUUCCGGUCGCUGAUUGAGCCUUGCAUCCACCGCCUCAACGCCCUGGUCACGCACAAGAACUGUCCGCGCGACUACAUGUACUACAACACGCCGUGUCCGUGGCUACAGGUCAAGUUGCUUCGCAUCUUGCAGCAGUUCCACGCGAACGGUGCGUUGGAUGCCGACUCGGCUGACGGCCGGCUGAACAAUAUGCUGAACGAAACGUUGCACCGGGUGCUGGCCCGUACACCGCCCGGCAAGAGCGCUAAGAACAACGCGGCGUACUCUGUGCUGAUCGAAGCUGUGAAUCUUGUCAUCGCUCGUGGCAAACCGGGUGGCGACACGGAGAGUCCCGCGUACAAGUUACGCGAACAGGCUGUCGCGUUGUUGGCUCGCUUCAUCUCCGUCACGGAGCCCAACAUCCGCUACGUCGGUUUGGACUCGAUGUACCGCAUGGUGCGGCUCGACGGCGACGGCACCAGUGUCAAGCAGCACCAAGAGACUGUGCUCUUCUCCCUUAAAGACGCCGAUCCGUCCGUACGCCGGCGUGCACUGGACUUGUUGUUCGCCAUGUGCGACGCGACCAACGCCCAGGAGAUCGUGGGUGAGCUGGUCAACUACUUGGCCGUCGCCGAACGCACUGUGAGCACCGUUCCGACCACUGGACCUGUUAGCGGCAUCCGCGAGGAGAUCGUACUGAAGGCAGCCAUUUUGGCCGAGAAGUACGCGCGCGACCUGCGCUGGUACGUGGAUACGGUGCUUCAAUUACUGACCAUCGCCGGCAGUGAAGUACCCGACGCCGUGUGGCACCGCGUGGUGCAGAUCGUCACCAACCGCGAGGAAUUGCAGCGAUACGCAGCCGAGCAAAUGUUCAAGGCCAUGGAGCCUCGUUAUGUGGACGAGACGACGACCAAGUUCGGCGCGUACGUGCUGGGCGAGUUCGGGUAUCUGCUGUGUGACGACGCCAGCAUGAGCGGCACGCGUCAGUUCGAGGUGCUGCACCAGCACUACGUCGAUGCAUCCGUGCCUACCAAAGGCGUGCUACUGACGGCCUUUGUCAAGAUGGACAACCUGUACGAAGAACUGCGCCCCACAGUGCAUGGUGUGCUCGCAAAGGCAGCUAGUAACAUGAAUCUGGAGAUUCAGCAACGCGCGUGCGAAUACUUGGCGCUACGUCAGCUGUGUCAGAGCGCUCCUAACGGCGAAGAAGUUCUACGCGCUGUCUUGGAACCCAUGCCGGUGUUCCCGGAGAACCGCGAGUCCGGACUCAUCGUCCGUCUGCGUAACCAGCAGAAAGCUGCAGCCGGCGGUGACGGGGCGGUCCUACCCGAAGAAGGAGCUGUUUCUCCCCGUGCGCAGGCACGUGCCAGCGAACAACCGGCAAUAGACGGCGCUGUCGACUUGCUGUCUCUGGACGAACCUAUAGUCCCCAAGAUCUCGUCGGUCUUCGGCAUGGCCGGUCAGGACGCGAUCCGUGGACCGAACCCGGCGUCCACAGACCUGGGCGACAUUUUCGGCGGCUCGAGUGGUGGCAAAUCUGUGGGUCUCGAUGCCUCCUUGACACCGCAGGUCGCCGUCUGGGCACGGAACCUCAUGCUGAAUCCGCAAGGCGUACUGGUCGAGACGGACGUGCUGCAGGUUGGCGCUAAGCACGAAUACCGCGGCUCGCAGGGUCGGAUUAACUUGUUCUACGGCAACAAAACAGCCGACACACUCAGCGGCUUCUCGGUACAGCUCGCGACGGGCAACUUCUUCCGGGUUCAAGCCGAAGAACUGCCGUCUCAGCUGGAAGGCAAACAGCAAGCUAAACAGCAGAUCAUGAUCGAGGCGAUGGCGCCGUUCACAGAGCCGCCGACGAUGACGGUGAACUUCUCACGCAACGGCACGAGCUACUCGUAUCGCGUGGCGUUGCCUUGUCAGGCGACGAGCUUCAUGGAGCCCGUGGCAGUCAACGAGGACGCCUUCUUGCAGCGCUGGAAUGCGCUCGAAGGACAAGAUCGCGAACAGCAGGAGGUGGUGCCGGCGGCCAGCAAACUGGACAUGACACAGGCACCGGAGUGGCUCGGCACGAACCUGAAGUUCGCGAUGAUCGACGGGCUGGACUCGCAGGCCAGCGGUAGUGUGUCAGGCGCCGCCACCUUCCGCACCGGAGCAAUGGGUCCGAAUGGCGACAAACUCUCGGUUGGCUGCCUGGUGCGACUGGAGGCCAGCGACGGCAACGCCUACCGCAUCCGAGUGCGUGCGGUGCAUCGCGACGUGAGCAUAGCGACCAAGAACUGCCUCAAGAUGCUGCUUCAAGUGUAAAAAAGCAGAAAGAGUCGCUAGGAUUGUCCACGAGGACGAGUAUGAAUUCACUUAAUAAUACCGUCUCCAGUUAACAAAC